This is a messenger RNA of Parastagonospora nodorum SN15, 1209 nucleotides long. RefSeq lists its product as hypothetical. The coding region runs from base 1 to 1209 and encodes 402 amino acids. The transcript has a single exon. Lineage: Eukaryota; Fungi; Ascomycota; Dothideomycetes; Pleosporales; Phaeosphaeriaceae. The record is from RefSeq and is a predicted model, not a curated record.
AUGCCAAACGGAAACUGGAUCCUCGGAGACCUGUUCACCAAGGACUACGGCCACGGCGGCAGUAUCCAAAAGCUCUGGGAACAACGUUGGAAGUUCCCAUGCACGAAGGGUGUGUAUCCGUUCCACGAUGGGAAGUUCGAAGACUUCGAGCCGGUUUUCAAUCACUUGAUCGAGAACAAUAUCAACGACCCAUAUGAUAAUGCGUAUACAAAUGCGUUCGUACCCACUGCACAACGCCUAGUGAAGGAGGCAGACGAUGAAGCAAAAGAUGUUGAGACGAGGAAGAAGCUCUACCUCAACGCCAAUGCUGUAUAUAGAUUGGCCAGAUUUCCCUACAUCGGCACUCAGCUCAAGGCGCGAGUGUUUGAGGAGCAAAAAGAAGUAUACAUGAGAGGAUCGAAGCUCUGGAGCCAUCCCAUCUCCGAGAUCACCAUACCGCACAAGCACGCCGCAAAUGGCGACGCAUCCAAAAUCCCACUGUACAUCCGCAAACCAUCAGGCAACGGUCCGUUUUCAACCAUCCUUCUUAUCACUGGCCUUGAUGGUCACCGCCCCGACAACACGGAACGCUCGCAAGAAUUCCUCGAUCGGGGUUGGGCUUGCGUUAUCUGCGACAUCCCUGGCACGACAGUCGAUUGUCCUGCGAACAAGCGCGAUCCGUUAUCACCCGAUCGCCUCUUUGGUUCGAUAUUCGACUUCAUCCAGGAUACGCCAUAUCUGGAUGAGAGGAAAGUCGUCGCAUGGGGCUUGAGUGCGGGUGGAUACUACGCCAUUCGUCUCGCGCAUACGCAUCGCGAGAAGUUGAUUGGGAGUGUCGGUCACGGCGCUGGUGUACAUCACUACAUUGGACGUGAGUGGUUGGAGCAGGUAGGUAAGCAUGAGUAUCCAUUCGGACUGGAGCGUGCAUAUACGCAAAAGUAUGGGUAUGAGUCGUUUGAAGAGAUGAAGGAAAAGUGUCAGGAUGAGUUUAGCAUGAUUAGCGCAAAGGGUGAAGAGGUUGCUGUUGUCGGUCAAGGGAUGAAGAGUUGCAGGAUGCUGUUGAUCAAUGGUACGCUGGAUGGCUGCAUGCCGAUCGAAGAUAGCAUGGUGUUGGCAGAGUAUGGGAGUCCGAAGGAGAUGCGGUUUGUACAAGGAAGGGCACACAUGGGAUACCCGGAGGCGAACUCAAUUGUGUAUCCGUGGUUGGAGGAGGUUAUGCGAACAGGAUGA